GAUGCACCAGUCAGACGGCGACUCACUCUGGCUGAUCUGCUCAAUAGCCCUGUGUUAGACGACAACGCCAUUGAGUCCUUCUCCGGUGAAAAUCUUCUCGAAGUUCAACUCCCUUCUGCGGUAACGUCUCAGUCCAUAAUGCAUGAAGCUAGCGGCAACUAUCUUCGUGAAGAGACGCUCUCACCGAUGGAUCUGGGAAACCCUGAGGCUUCUUCACUUCUUAUGGCUGAUUUGCGUCAAGGAGCUCUUGGGAGAUACUCUCCAGUACAUGAUGGCUUUUGCACAGGCACUCUUUCAACUUCACCGCCCCAUGGAGAGGAGCUAGCGCUCUUGGUUGACUCUCCUGCUCUCGAGGAAAUUCUCAUGAGCCCUUUUAAUCAUAGCAGUCCUCAUAAAACAGGGCCCCAUAUUCUGGAUGAUGGUAUUGUUGACGUGGCGCGAGCUUUCUUACCUCCUCUUCGUUCCAAAGCCGUAUUCUCUCCGGCCGUAAAAUCAUCUCCGUCUGCUAGGAGCGUACAUGGCGACCAAUACAACUUCAUCAGUCCUGCAUCUGUGCUUGCAUCGUUCGUUCACUCAUCUCCUGGCACCAUUUGCAAAGAGGCAGAGAACGAAGGAACUGUCAUGCCCUACGACCUCGUUUUUCCUUCACCUCCCCUAUACGCGCACGCAGGUGUCGACAUAAACGAAUUUGAAUACAGAACAAGAAGGUACAAGCUGCGUCAUCCGGGAAAGGAGGUGGACAAGGGUUGGCUUGCCAGCUAUGCUGGACGACUGUCAGAAAAUGGAGAAGUGCUUGAUGGAUAUCGUUGUUUUAUUACAGGCUGCAACCAUACUAACAGAAGGCGAGACCAUAUAUUGGUACAUGUUGGGGCACAUGUCAACAUCCGCCCAUACAGCUGCGACUUUUGUGGACAAUGCUUCCUCAGAAAGAACGAGCGCAAGCGACAUGAAGUGGCUCACCAGAAACUGCGCUCGCACGAGUGCCAUGUCUGCAAGAAGACUUUCGUUCGACAAGACCUGGUUAAAAGACAUCUUCGACAGCAACAUGGUACGGUAGAGGAUAGCACGGGAUCUCGCUCGAGAAAGACACACAGAGUCAAACGAGAGGAGCAUCUUUUGUCUACCAUCUGAGCUAUGGGCAAUAUACAGACUAUUUCCAG
Molecule: messenger RNA, 1160 nt
Organism: Coniophora puteana RWD-64-598 SS2
Lineage: Eukaryota; Fungi; Basidiomycota; Agaricomycetes; Boletales; Coniophoraceae
Exons: 2
Coding region: 139-1131 (330 amino acids)
Biological process (GO): regulation of DNA-templated transcription
Molecular function (GO): DNA-binding transcription factor activity, RNA polymerase II-specific; RNA polymerase II cis-regulatory region sequence-specific DNA binding
Source: RefSeq, a predicted model, not a curated record